AUAGCGAAGAAGAAGAUAACUACCGAAGAAGAAGAACCGCUGCGUAACGUCCGUGCUGCUGUUCGGGAAGCAGAUACAGUUGAUCAGUAUCAAGGGAAAUGUGGACAUUUGGAGGGGCAUGGAACAGGUAAAGACGUCUUCAUGGAUGUUAUAAAGAGGAUCUCUGUGCAGCACCUUAGCAGGAGUUAGCUUGUCACAAAGCCUCCCAACCUGCGCUUGCUGCACCCUGCAGGUGUUGGCGUUUCUCCUGUUACUCUGGCUGAGGUGGCAGGUCAGGAAGUGCUACCAGGUGGGUGAGCAUAACUUCACUUGCCUACCCUGUCCAGCUUCUUCCAGCCUGAAGUGCAGCUCAACAGACAGACGGAGGGUCCAGCUAAGAAGCUUGGGGAGGAGCAUCCAGUCAAUCCAGACUUUUCAGGGUGUCAUUGACAAACCGCCCAGGUGGCGUUGGCUGGAGGAAGAGCAGAGCAUGUGGAGUGACUGUGGUUGCUAUGGAGAUGCAAGAUAACAAGAAGGGGGAGAACAGUGUGUCUCUGGGCCUCUCAACCAGUCAGGCCCUGGAGAAGCUCCGGGACCAGCUCAGCAGUCUGCUGGAGCAGCACCAUAGGACUGCACAUAGAAGAGCAUCACCAUCGGAGCAGUGGUUGAAUAACUUCCUUUACCAUGGCAAUCGUCAGUCUUGCCUCCAUUGGCCAGGAGGUGCCCUCACUCUACUGGUUGUAGUAGGAUUCUUCUGUUGCCAUGGUAGCCAGCCUAAGGGCAGUUGUGGUUUAGAGCUGGUAAACGCUGCAGCUCUACUCCUCCUGCUGUUGUUGAACCUGCUGCUGGUGAGGCAUCAGGAGAGGCUGAGGAGGACUGAGAUGGUCCAGCGCCUCAGAGGCAUCGUCACACAACUCAGCGAUUACCUGUCAGGAUGUGAUGGGGAUGUGAGGUGGGCUCCAUCUCUUUAUCCUGACCUGUACACUCCGUCGUCCCCCUCAUGGUCCCUCCACUGGACCUACCGGGACUCUCAGCUGGUUAACCUGCCUGUCAGCCUGCUGGUGGAGGGAGACAUCAUUGCUCUGAGACCUGGACAGGAGGCAUUUGCUUCGCUCAGAGGAAUCAAGGACGAUGAGCACAUAGUGUUGGAACCAGGAGAUUUGUUCCCUCCAUUCUCUCCACCUCCUUCACCCCGAGCCACGGAGAGGAGAGGACCUCAGAGCCCCCAGCAACACCGGCUCUUCAGAGUGAUCCGGACCCCUGUUCUGGACCUGGUCAGGAACAGCUUGGAGUCUGCUCUGUCCCGUCCAAUCACAGCGCUGGAUAAUGAGAGGUUUACUGUCCAGUCCACCAUCACUAAACUCAUCUGUCCUGUCGUGUUGGUCGCCUUUCUGUUGGUCAACACGGUCCGGUUCUUUUGUGAUGCCCCCAGCCUCACUCCUGGACCCUACAAUUUCAUUCAGCUUCAGUUGAUGGGUGUCCUGCCAAUCCUGCCCCUGCUCUUCCCGCUGAUGUGGGUGCUGGUUAAUGCCUUUGGAGAGGCCAGGGUCCUCGCCGAGUUCAGCCGAGCAUCUCCAGCUGGCCUGCUUGCUAAGUUCUCUGAGGACACUCUAAGCAGCUACACCGAAGUGGUUUCCUCCCAGGAAAUGCUGCGCUGUGUGUGGCGACACCUUAUGGGCAUCCUGAAGGGAGAAUCUCAGACCCUGUGUUAUACUUCCAGCCUCCUCCACACUCUGGGAUCGGUCACUGUGCUGUGUUGCGUGGACAAGCAGGGGAUCCUGUCCUGGCCAAACCCAAGUCCAGAGACCGUCAUUUUCUUCAGCGGCCGAGUGGAGCCACCCCACAGCAGCCAGGAUGACCUCCGAGACGACCUGUCGGUCACCUCCUACUGCAGGAUGGAGACGGAUGAGGACAGGGAUGAGGCCCAGGAAGCAGAGGCUCUCCUCUCUCUGCCGGAGGAGGUGGCCGCUCCGCUGGCAGAGCCUCCGGAGCGCGGUGAGACAUCACGUGACACGGCCCGCUCGUCUGAAACGCUGCGGCCUCGGCGGCCAUGCCAGCCCGCUCACCCUCGAAUCAAACACCACUCCGGAUCCAACGUUAGCUUCAGCCACGAUACCGUCGGAGGAGAGGACGAUCAGGGCCAGGAUUUUGCUGUGAACUGCUCAGAAGCCGAGGCUGAGGACUUUGUAUGCGACUACCAUCUGGAGAUGCUGAGUCUGUCUCAGGACCAGCAGAACCCAGCCAGCAUCCAGUUCGAUGACCUCUCCUGGCAGUUUCACCUCUCCUCCCUCAAGCCGCUUGGCCUCAACAUCAUGCUGAACCUCUGCAACGCCAGCGUCACCCAGCAGCUCUGCCGCUUCUCCGACCACCUGUCCAACUUGGCUCUGCAGGAGAGCAAUGGCACCGUGCUGCCCGUCAACGUCCCCUGGGGGCUCUGCGAGCUCUCCAGGCUCAUAGGCUUCACUCCGGGAGCCAGAGAGCUGUUUACACAGGAGAACCACUUAGCUCUGUACCAGCUGCCAUCUGGAGAGAAGCCCAAAGAGUUCACAUCCCGCCGCCUCCACUACUUCACCAAACGCCAGCCUCCCAUUGCCCACCUCAUCUCCCUGUUUGUACGGGACUCCUCCUCCAAUAAUGUCCAGAUGCUGUCCCACGGGUCUGCUGACCUGAUCCUGGAGGCCUGCACUGACUUCUGGGAUGGAACUGAUAUCUACCCCCUUUCUGGCUCAGACAGAAAGAAGGUUCUGGACUUCUACCAGCGUGCCUGUUUGUCAGGCUACUGCUCAGCCUUUGCCUACAAACCCAUGCAGGUAUCUCUAUCCAGCCAGCUGAAUGGGAAGUGUGUGGAGUUGGCCCCAGGCCCCUGCCUCUUCUCUGGGGUUGAGUUGCCUUCCACCACCCCCAUCAAACACAGCUCCUGCAGGAACAGCUGGAGCUCAGAUGAGGGAAUCGGUGAAGGCGUGGAGCGGGAAGACUGUGUCCAGGCCCUGAGUGGGCAGAUCUUCAUGGGCAUGGUUUCCUCCCAGUUCCAGGCUCGGCUGGACACAGUGCGGCUCAUUGACGCUCUGGUCACUGCUUGUAUCCGUUUUGUGUACUUUUCCAUGGAGGAUGAGCUGCGUAGCAAGGUGUUUGCUGAGAAGAUGGGUUUAGAGACGGGCUGGAACUGUCACAUCUCCCUCACCCCAAAUGGAGACAGUCCCUGUGACGGAUCACCAUCCAGCCCCAGUCAUGGCUCCCUGCAUGAAGACCUCCACCAAGACUCCCGGGACGAAGCUGAGGGUCCGCUGCUGCCAGAGGAGGAAGUCCACUCAGACCUGGCCAGCUUCCAGCCCACAGACAGCGAUGUGCCCAGCUUCCUGGAGGACUGCAACAGAGCGAAGUUACCUCGUGGGAUCCACCAGGUUCGUCCACACCUGAAGAACAUUGAUAAUGUGCCUCUCCUGGUGCCGCUCUUCACCGACUGCACCCCUGACACCAUGUGUGAGAUGAUAAAGAUCAUGCAGGAAAACAGGGAGGUUACCUGCUGCCUGGGAAGCUCUGCUAACUUUCGUAACAGCUGCCUGUUUCUGCAGAGCGACCUCAGCAUCGCUUUGGACCCUCUGUACCCAUCUCAGUGCUCAUGGGAAACAUUUGGCUACGCCACCAGAGGAGGGUUUAAUGGAGAUGCUGAAGGACUGUCUCCUCUGAGACUAUCUGGACAGCUCAACAGUCUGGGCUGUUCGGUCUCCUUCCACCAAGGAGACAGCGUGAGCAUGGUCAAACUCAUAGAGCAGGCUCGACACACAACAUCUGGCAUCCGGAAGUGUUUCCUGUUCCUGCUGCAAUGUCAGCUCAGUAUGGUUAUCAUCCAGUUCCUUACAUGUCUCGUCCAGCUUCCUCCACCCAUGAACACCACCGACAUCCUCUGGGUGUCCUGCUUCAGCUGUCCCCUGCUAAGUGUGUCUCUUUUGGGGAAGCCCCCCGACAGCUCCGUCAUGACUGUGGCCACAGGGAAGAACCUUGAUUCAAUCCCGAGGAAGACUCAGAACUACUUCCUGGGCUGUUUCCUGUUGAAGUUCGGCCUGACGGUGUGUACCUAUCUGCUAGCCUUUGGCUUCACCCUACAGGCCAUCUGCCCUGUGGGCAGUAACCUGACCUUCAGCGACAACACCACCUGGACCUGCAGGUCCAUUUAUACAGCCAGCUCAUCAGAAGAGGCUCCUGAUUGGUUCAGAAAACUGUCCAAUGGUCUGCUACUGACCCAGAAGGUCAUGGCUGGCUUCCUGGUGUUACACACAGUUGUUAUCUCCAUCAGCUACGUCCACCGCUCCAAGCCUCUGUGGAGGAAGAGUCCCUUCAGCAACACCUGGUGGUGUCUCACCGUGCCCGUUGUCCUGCUUGGCCAGAUCGUUCAGGCCACAGUGGAUUAUCAGCUGUGGCGUGACCGAGACAGUGUCCUUACCUAUGACCUGGCCAGCAUCCCUCUGGAAACCUGGCUGCUGGCCUCGUUGUCCCCUCUUCUGGUGGUGGUGGUCAACGAAGUCGUGAAGCUGCAUCAGAUACGGGUCCGAGUUCGCUACCAGAAGAGACAAAAGCUGCAGUUUGAAACGAAGCUGGGGAUGAACUCUCCAUUUUAAUGCUGGUAUCUGCAGCAGACAUGAAACCAUGGACCAGUUCUCCAGUGGACAGACUCCAAGAAGAAACCAGGGGAGGUUCACCCUUCUCUCGCUACGUUCCUCUGAGCUGGAGAGAAAUCUGAAGGAAGACCAGGCCGGCCUUCAUUACUUAAAACAUGUCAGGUUUUUUCUUUUCAUCCAAUUAACUGAUGAGUCAGCUGUUUAGAUGAUCUUUAAUGAUCAAAUGUUCCAGAAUAACAGAGACAAGAACUCAGUUUCAGUAUUUUAUUUUCUCCUUCACCUGUACGGUUUUUUACCUGUUUCUAUUCUUUUAACUGGGCUACAUCCCUUCAUUCUCAUCCUGAAUCUGGGUUAUGGUCAGGUUGUAUUUUACAGCUGCUGUGGAAGAAAAGAAAAAGUCUGAAGACAUUUAUGGAUUUUCUGAUGUCUCCUUCAGGUCAGAGAUGGACAUGGUUUUAGUUCACAGACUUUUGGAGCAGACUUUGGACGUUCAAGAAGUUGCCAUGGUUUCCAAGUCUAGAUGAUGAUGUCAGGAGAUUUUAUUCUCUCCAUCAUAUCUUCUGACAUCCGGUUACUGUGGUGGGAUGAACUUGACUGCUAGCUGAAGAGAAAAAGCAGCAGAAUUUAGCUUUAGCUGCUUCAUCCAGAUGUACCUUCUGAUGGUGGCUGAGGUCUGAUUUUACAUGUUCCUCAGAGAAAUGAUGAGCUUGGGUUGUUUGGUUCAGCUGCCGUUAGCUAACCUUGUUAGUUAGCUAACGUUACAUCGCUAACUGUCCAGUAACUGUAUAAAACAAAGUCACGGUGGAGAUUUACAGAAUGUGAACUUGCUGCAGCUAACAGGCUAAAUGUUUUAGUGCCUGUGGAACUUUGGAGGAAGGUUAAAAACACUGCAGGCCGUUUAUUCAUGAUCAGUUUUUAUUCUGAUGCUGCUUACGUUUACCUCUGAAAACAGGAUGCAGAAACGUUGCUGUGCUGACCUUAAAUCUGUGGAUGAAUUAAAGGUCAGAUCUGCACAGGAAGUGGAAUCAUUCUCUCACUCUCAGAAGAUUUCCUCUGAAAUGACUUUAGUCCCUGAAAACAGGGAGAUCAGAGGCUUCUGAGAAGAUGUUCGUGUUCACAAGAGAAGAAGAAACUGUAGUUCUCUCACCUGCAAGAAGCAAAACCAAUAAUAAUCCAGAGGGAUGAGAUGAGCUGAGAUUAGAUUAGAUUAGAUUAGAUUAGAUUAGACAUAUCUUUACUCAUCCCUCUUGGGGAGAUUUGGUUGUGUAUGUGGUAUACACAGAACCGAAAUAGAAAAAAAAAUCAGGAGAAAGAAGAUUCAGAGGGAAGUCUGGGGACGGGUCUGAACAAGUCCUCAAACUAACUUAAACUAUCAGAUCCAGCUCCAGAGACCAGACCACAGGAUCUCCAGUGAUUCAAAGCAAAGUCAGACUUCCCAGCACAGGACAUGACCGGCUGGGAAUGCUGUCUGGAAAAGCCAGCAGUUUUAUUCAUUCACAGAAGCAGCGUCUUUCUUUCCAGUGGAUGCAGCCGUUUCCUUUCUGCUGCUUUUGCUGGUCCAGACCUGUACAGACUGGAUGUCAGGGUUCAUCAGUGCCUCCCCAUCAAACUAACGUACAUGCAGGGAUCCUCCUUCCUGCUUGGGUGCAGAACCAACAUUCUUCCAUCCCACCUGCCCGAUAACGCGCCAUCACGAUUCCAGACUUGAUUUCAGCCGUAAAGCACACGGAUGAUCUGUUUUACAUGGAAGGGUCAUAUUUCUAACAUCCUUCACACCAGAGUCCUUCCUGAUCAAAACCUGCAUUCUAACAUUAAGUGAUCCAGGUUAUUUUCAGAAAAUAGGAACGUCUUUAACGUCUGUGCUUUUCUGACGAAUGUCCCGAGUGGUUUCUGGGUCAUCAGCUUGACCUGGUCUGCUGGUCCGGUUUGUCCCCCAUCCCACCUGCAGCUGAAGAAGCUUCAUGCUGAGAGUCGGGAGGAUUUCGUCAGCUUAAAAUAUUUAUACUUUUACAGCAUGGAUGGAGUUUCAUUCAUAGAAAAGAAAGAACUUUUUAGUUCAUGUUUGUUUUAUAUUGUAUGGAAGAAGUUUGAAUGAUGUGCUCAGGAUAUUUAACCUGGUUAACCUGGUUUACGCCAUAUUUACACCUGAGUUCAACCACCCUCUAAAUGUUUUCACAGGUUCCAGAUUUAACGUGAAUUCGUUUUUUUCCCUCUUCUCUGAUGUUGGGGUUGAGCAUUUCUCCUGGGGAUGGGUUUUUAACCUUCUAUUUAGGUCUUUCUCUGCCAUGACAACAUGGAUGUUUCUGCAUGACAAAGCUCCGGUGAACACUCCGCAACCAUGUCAGCUGUCACCGUUCAUUUGCUUCCAGAGUCUGAAGCUUCUUAGUGGACUUUCAGGGUGUUUUUGUGGACUGAUGGAAAACAAUGUUCACAAGAUGCAGAAAUGUAUAUUUUAUAUUUUCUCUGUUCAAGGCUUUUGACAGUUUGUGUAUUGAUUAUAUAAUGUUAAUAAAAAUCCUCUUUAUUUAUAA
This is a messenger RNA of Melanotaenia boesemani (Boeseman's rainbowfish), 7126 nucleotides long. It is a transcript of the gene tmem94, whose product is annotated as transmembrane protein 94. The record is from RefSeq and is a predicted model, not a curated record. NCBI's taxonomy places the organism in Eukaryota, Metazoa, Chordata, Actinopteri, Atheriniformes, Melanotaeniidae. Bases 492 to 4595 code for a protein of 1367 amino acids. The transcript has 32 exons.